UGUUUUCACAUGGACAACAGGAAGUCAAAUAAUCUUCCACCCUGCUUCCACAUCACAUCCGUCUACAACAAUAGCAACAGAAAAUUGGAAGUACACCGAGUACUUUCUAAUACAGUUUGUAGAUGCCAUCUGGAGCCCCAAAGGGAGAGAACAGUCUUGUAGACAUGGACAGCAAGGCUGGAGAUCUGUUCAGUGCUGAGGAUGCACAUCCAACCGGCACAGGUGGAGGUGGGGUUUUGGCCAGGCUCUGGCUACCCAAAGGUUUCUCAGCCACUAUGGCUAAAGAAUGGAUCGACAGGCGCAGGGUUUCCAUUCGACCAUGGGCUAGCUUUGUGGACCAACGCAAGUUUUCAAAACCCCGUAACUUUGGAGAGCUGUGUCAAAGAGUGGUGAAGAAUGUGGAAAUCUACAACAGCAACUAUACCUUCAUUUUCCUUGGUCUUAUUCUCUACUGCAUUAUAAGUUCUCCAAUGCUACUGAUUGCCUUGGCUGUGUUUGCUGGUGCCUUUUAUAUAAUCCACCUCAAGUCCCUGGAGUCCAAACUGGUUAUCCUUGGCAAAGAGCUGACAGUCCCUCAUCAGAUGAGUCUUGCUGGUGCUGUCUCUUUACCUGUGUUCUGGCUGGCAGGAGCUGGAGCUGCUGUUUUUUGGGUUCUGGGAGCGACACUGUUUGUGAUUGGCUCUCACGCUGCUUUCCGUGAGCUGGAGGGAUCUGACAUGGAAGAGCUCCUCAUGGAGCCCGUAUGAGGAGUAGGCUGAACCCUCAGCAGGCGCCAGUUGUCGAUCAGUCUUCAAAUAGAACCCAUAAUCACAAUAGGGGUUUAGGGGAAAAUGCUCCUUCAUGUGUUCCGUCACUAUGUGUGCAUCCUCUAUACCCUCUCUUAACUUAUACUGGUGUACAAAGAAAUCCCCAUUUCUUUCCUCUUAAAUAUUUCCUGCUACAGACUUAAUUCAAAUAAAUAAUCUUUAUGUGGAUAAAAAUCCUUUCUCAAUACAUAUUUAAGCACAUUAGCCUAUAGACUAUCUGCCUUUCUCUAAAUGUUUGUAUCUUGGAUGCCUCUGCUUUGUGUCUCUGGCCUCUUUUAGCUUCUUGAUACAAUAACAUGUCCUUCAACCUUCUAAUCUCCUGGGCUGAUCUGUGCUAUACUCACAACUGUAGAUAUCUCUGGAAACAAUGUCUGAAUCAGUGCUGUUUUACAUUAAUGUUGUUUUCAUGUGAUUAUGAAACGCACAACGCAGAACAUUGAUUGACUAAUGUUAACAUUUCAAGUGCCAAGCUUUAAAAUAUGUUUUUAAUCAUCAUGCACAAAUACUACUAUGUAAAACAAAAGAAUGCAAAAACAAAUGUAAUUGAGAUGGGUUACUGGAUAUGAGUUUAUGAAAUGUCUAAAAAGGUCACUACUUUGUUAUGUUGUGUUGGGAACAAUAUGGUACUAUAUACAUAUGUAUAUAUAUCAGCUCUGCUUUCAGUCUUCAGAUAUGAAGAUAAUUCUGUAAACCUCAAUAUUUUUUUUUAAAUCAUCCAUUUGUUUAUAUUUCAGCAUAAGUUAGGUUUUUUGUAUUUAAAUUACAUUCUGAAGUGCAAUAAACUGAAUACUAAGGUCA
Molecule: messenger RNA, 1604 nt
Organism: Sphaeramia orbicularis (orbiculate cardinalfish)
Lineage: Eukaryota; Metazoa; Chordata; Actinopteri; Kurtiformes; Apogonidae
Gene: rabac1
Product: Rab acceptor 1 (prenylated)
Exons: 6
Coding region: 123-746 (207 amino acids)
Cellular component (GO): Golgi apparatus
Source: RefSeq, a predicted model, not a curated record